This is a messenger RNA of Tauraco erythrolophus (red-crested turaco), 1452 nucleotides long. Lineage: Eukaryota; Metazoa; Chordata; Aves; Musophagiformes; Musophagidae. The record is from RefSeq and is a predicted model, not a curated record.
AUGGAGUUAGAGAACCUGAAGAGGCUGCGUCAGGCCAACCAGGACCUUCUACAAAGGCUCAGAAUGAAGCAGGAAGAGAUCAGAAAAAGACUUCCCAGCAAGCCAGUCUUUCCGGCAUCUCUUCAUAAUAGAACAGCUACUGAAAGACCUGUCCCCUUGGCCAAGAGAGGGAAGGAAAAUCAGGUCGAUGCUGCGAAGUCUGCAGCUGACCCUGCAAUGCUGGUGUCUGUGGAACCAGGAGCUUACGCAGCCAGAGCAGCCCUCUGUUCAUCUCUUAAACACAGCAGCAAUGACAGAGGGGUAGAGCAACAACAAGCGAAGAGGCAGGAAGCUGUAGGUUUGGAUUCCAGCUUUCCUGGGAAAGAGAAGAAUGUUACGCCAGUGUCUGCAAUCAUUACGUGUGGCAGAGAAGCCUCUAUAGUGGACAAGGAUGGCUAUGCUCAAGGAAGUCCAGAGAAAGAAUCCUUUCUUCUGGAACAUGGAGACAACAGAAAACAGUCCGCUCUGCUACAUGAUUUCCGUGAGAAAAAACAGCUUAAGGACCACCUGGACCCAUCACUGAGCAGAAUACGAAGUGAAGAGACCAGCAAGCAGCAUGUAGUCAUUAGAGGGCCCGUAAUUUGUAAAUCAAUCUUGCUGACAUCUCAGUCCAAAGAGUUGAAGAAGGAAGCUGGUCAUGUGGCUUUUCAGACUGACCCUGAAGAGUAUACCAUACCUGUGAGCAGCUGGUCUGUGCGUCCUUUCCUGGGCUAUGACUGGAUUGCAGGACUCCUAGAUACAAACUCUUCAACAGCAGAAAAAUCUGAUCAAUACUUUGCUGAGCUGCACGAGUUCCGACAGGCCAACAGAGCAGCGUGUAUUCAUGAGCAGCACCUGGAGCCCGAGGCUCUGGAUUACAUAGUUCCUGAACAAGAACCAGAUUUGAUAACCAGUUCCCACAAGUGUGUUUACUGUUACCGACUAAACCAGCGCCUCUUUCCUGUUCCUGUGAAUUCAGAAUCUGCCUGCUCUGUGUGUAAGAUCCCACAUACUCACCAGCCCCCAGAGAUCCUGGAAAAGCCAGCCUAUGUCAGGGUCAGCAUUCCCAGGUCUACCCUUAAGCCUGCCUACAAAUACAAAGCCCAUCGCAGGAAGAGCUUUGAACCGGCCGACAAUUUGGCAUUACCUUCGCAUUGCCUGGCUGGCUGGGAAAAUAUCAUCUCUUCCAGCAAUCCCACACUCAGCAGUUUGGAUCUGCGAGCUUCACUGGAACAGAAGCCUUCUCACCAUCCUCGCCUGAACUUGGUGUCCAGAGUGUCCGGAGGAACCAGAACUGACCAGCUUCUGAACCUGACGCACUUGGCACACUUCAGAUUUAGCAGUGCUUCUCAGCAGAGGGAGCAAACCAAACCUGGGCACUACAGAGCAGCUCCAAAUUUAGAUCCGACCGCCUCAACUCUUGUGAACCACUGA